Messenger RNA from Tarenaya hassleriana, 618 nucleotides. RefSeq lists its product as uncharacterized. The coding region runs from base 202 to 408 and encodes 68 amino acids. NCBI's taxonomy places the organism in Eukaryota, Viridiplantae, Streptophyta, Magnoliopsida, Brassicales, Cleomaceae. The record is from RefSeq and is a predicted model, not a curated record. The transcript has a single exon.
GUGAAUAGCGUCAACUGCUCGACUGUCACGACAAAGUCAAAAGGCCAACUGUAUUUGACACGUGGCACCGACCCACAUGAAUGCCUCUCUCCCCAAAACUACUUCUUCACCAACUACUUAAAGGGCACAGAGAGAGAGAGAGGACAGAAUAUAACCCUUGGCAUCUCUCUCUCCCUCUGUUGGAUUACAGAAAGGAGGGAAAUGGCAUUCUUGUGCUUUCUGGUGGAUCAGAGGAAGCAAGUCCGCGGAAGAAAGCCGGUGGCGGGACAGUGCUCACGCUGCGGCGGUGGUGCAGUCGUAGCGGACAUGACAACCUCCACAAGAUUCUGCCGCGUCCCCUUUUACCGCAAAUAUUGGAGAGCAAUCCUCUGUGGUUUCUGCGGCGCUCUUCUUCGAUCGUACCACUGAUCUCUCCUCCUCUUCUUUAUAUAGCUUACCUAAACCCAUUGGUGUUAUGUAGCUUAAUUUUGAUCGCUAGUUAUUUGACCAAUGUAGCUCCAUUUCCCCCUUUAGCUUUUCUAAAUUAAGAAAGUCAUUUGUCUCCUGCUCUUGUUUUGCUUGCUUCCUUUUUUCCCAGAGACAGAGCUAUUUCUAUGGGAUACAUGCAAAAUUAAUAUU